Molecule: messenger RNA, 2011 nt
Organism: Bombyx mori (domestic silkworm)
Lineage: Eukaryota; Metazoa; Arthropoda; Insecta; Lepidoptera; Bombycidae
Gene: Gycbeta100B
Product: soluble guanylyl cyclae beta-1 subunit
Biological process (GO): cGMP biosynthetic process; response to oxygen levels
Cellular component (GO): guanylate cyclase complex, soluble
Molecular function (GO): heme binding; guanylate cyclase activity
Source: RefSeq, marked provisional
UCAGUGUGCGCCUGGCUUUUGGCGCGGAUGGUCGCUGUUAAAGAGACUCUAUUACAUUAUUCUAAAAUAUUAUAAACAUCAAGUAUACUGAUCGAGUGCUGUAAGGUUUCAGUGAAGUAAUAUUAUUAUCAUUACAUUUUUAAAGCACACUAACGUUUUGUUUGUGGAAAAGGUUAACAGGUCAAAGCGCCAAGAUGUAUGGGUUCGUUAAUUACGCUCUUGAGCUGCUCGUGAUAAAAACAUUUGACGAAGAAACAUGGGAGACUAUAAAGAAGAAAGCCGACGUAGCGAUGGAGGGCAGCUUCCUUGUGCGGCAGAUUUAUGAAGAUGAAAUCACGUAUAAUUUGAUCACCGCCGCUGUGGAGGUUCUGCAAAUCCCAGCCGACGCGAUUUUAGAGUUGUUCGGGAAGACAUUCUUUGAGUUCUGCCAAGAUUCGGGAUACGAUAAGAUACUUCAAGUACUCGGUGCGACGCCGCGGGACUUCUUACAAAACCUGGACGGGCUACAUGAUCACUUAGGCACGCUGUACCCUGGCAUGCGAUCGCCUUCGUUCCGAUGCACCGAGAGACCUGAAGACGGGGCUUUGAUUCUACAUUACUAUUCAGAUAGGCCAGGGCUAGAACACAUCGUCAUCGGAAUAGUAAAAACCGUAGCAAGCAAGCUUCAUAACACGGAAGUCAAAGUGGAAAUCUUGAAGACUAAACAGGAAUGUGACCACGUCCAGUUUUUGAUCACCGAAACUUCUACGACCGGUCGAGUUUCUGCUCCGGAAAUUGCUGAGAUUGAAACUUUGUCUCUUGAGCCAAAAGUCAGUCCUGCGACAUUCUGCCGUGUUUUCCCAUUCCAUUUGAUGUUUGAUCGUGAACUGAACAUCAUUCAAGCUGGAAGGACCGUUUCUCGUCUCCUACCAAGGAUCACCAGACCUGGAUGCAAGAUUACCGACGUUUUGGAUACGGUGAGGCCUCAUUUGGAAAUGACAUUCGCUAAUGUUCUGGCCCAUAUCAAUACUGUGUACGUGCUGAAGACGAAGCCAGAGGAGAUGAGAGCCACCGAUCCUCAGGAAGAGAUUGCGUCUCUCCGCUUGAAGGGUCAAAUGCUCUACAUUCCUGAAACGGAUGUGGUAGUAUUUCAAUGCUACCCGAGCGUUACCAACUUGGAUGAUCUCACGCGUCGUGGACUCUGCAUUUCGGACAUUCCACUUCAUGACGCGACCCGAGAUCUCGUACUCAUGUCGGAACAGUUCGAAGCUGACUACAAACUAACGCAGAACUUGGAAGUGCUGACCGACAAACUCCAGCAGACCUUCAGGGAACUGGACUCGGAGAAGCAGAAAACGGAUAGACUUCUGUACUCAGUUUUGCCGAUAAGCGUAGCGACAGAGCUGCGUCAUCAACGUCCAGUCCCGGCACGCCGCUAUGAUCCGGUCACUCUCCUCUUCAGCGGAGUCGUGGGCUUUGCCAACUAUUGUGCUAGGAACUCUGACCAUAAGGGAGCUAUGAAGAUUGUGAGGAUGCUGAAUGACCUGUACACAGCCUUCGAUGUUCUCACGGAUCCGAAGAGAAAUCCCAACGUUUACAAGGUGGAGACAGUAGGGGAUAAGUACAUGGCGGUGUCUGGUCUGCCGGAGUACGAAGUGGCCCACGCGAAACACAUUUCUCUUCUGGCUCUGGACAUGAUGGAUCUGUCCCAAACCGUGACCGUUGAUGGAGAGCCUGUGGGUAUCACUAUAGGCAUUCACUCCGGGGAGGUCGUGACAGGUGUGAUCGGUCAUCGCAUGCCUCGUUAUUGCCUCUUCGGCAAUACGGUAAACCUGACCAGCCGCUGCGAAACUACUGGCGUUCCCGGGACCAUUAAUGUCAGCGAGGAUACAUACAACUAUCUCAUGCGCGAUGACAACCACGAUGACCAGUUCGAGCUGACGUACCGCGGUCACGUGACCAUGAAGGGGAAAGCCGAACCGAUGCAAACCUGGUUCCUGACACGGAAGACGAUUAAUUAAAUAAUUUAUUA